AUGUAUGCCAUUGACAUUUCUUUUUUACUCCUUCUUACAUUCCUUCCUUCCUUCCUUCCUUCCUUCCUUCCUUCCUUCCUUCCUUCCUUUCUCCCUCACUCUCUCUCACUACUUCCUUCCUUUCUCCUACCAUUCCAUGCUGCCUUCCGUCAUUUCAUGCUCACAACCUUCCUUCCUUCCUUCCUUCCUUCCUUCCUUUAUUUAUUUCUCCCUCUCUCUUCCUCUUUCCUUUCUCCCACCAUUCCAUGCUGCCUUCCGUCAUUUCUUGCUCACUUCCUUCCUUCCUUCCUUCCUUCCUUCCUUCCUUCCUUCCUUCCUUUCUCUCUCUCUCUCUCUCUCUCUCUCUCUCUCUCUCUCCUUCCUUUCCUCCUCCUACCAUUCCAUGCUGCCUUCCGUCAUUUCUUGCUCACUUCCUUCCUUCCUUCCUCCCUUCCUUCCUUCCAUUCUUUCUUUCUUUCUUUCUUUCUUUCUUUCUUUCUUUCUUUCUUUCUUUUCUUUCUCCCCUCUCUCUCUCUCACUUCCUCCUUCUUUUCUCCUACCAUUCCAUGCUGCCUUCCGUCAUUUCUUGCUCACUUCCUUCCUUCCCUCCUUCCUUCCUUCCUUCCUCCCUCCCUCCCUUCCUUCCUUCCAUUCUUCCUUUCUUUCUUUCUUUCUUUCUUUCUUUCUUUCUCCCUCUCUCUCUCUCACUUCCUCCUUCUUUUCUCCUACCAUUCCAUGCUGCCUUCCGUCAUUUCUUGCUCACUUCCUUCCUUCCUUCCUUCCUAUUGUCUCUUCUUUCCUUCCUUUCUUUCCCCCUCUGUCUCUGACUUCCUCUCUUUCUUCGUACGUUCCUCCCUCCCUCCCAUACUUCCUACCUUCAUUCUUGACUUCGUUCCUUCAUCCCUUCCUUCUUUACUUUGCUUCUCUCUUCAUCCGCACUUUACCGACUUUCUCUCGUCAUUCAUUCCUUCCUUUCGACCUUCUGGCUUUCUUUUUUUCCCUUCUUCCCUCUCUUCUCUUUUUCCUUUCCUCUCUGAAUUCCUUCUUUUGUCCCUUCCUUCCUACAUUCUUGUUUUCUUUCUUGCAUUCCUUCAUGAUCCUUUUCUUUCUUCCUUUCCUUCCUUUCUUUCUUACCCUCCUUCAUCGCAUCCUUCUUACUCUCCUCUCUUCAUCCUUUCCUUCCCUCUUCUCUUCAUCUCUUCCUUCCUACUUCCUACCAUCCUUCUUAGCUUCUUACCUUCAUUCCUCCCUUCCUUCAUUCCUUCCUUCAUUCCUUCCUUCCUUCCUUCCUUCAUUCAUUCUUUCCUUCCUUUCUGA
This is a messenger RNA of Acanthosepion pharaonis, 1296 nucleotides long. The record is from the annotation of a GenBank genome assembly. NCBI's taxonomy places the organism in Eukaryota, Metazoa, Mollusca, Cephalopoda, Sepiida, Sepiidae.